AAUCACCAACAGCGACGGCGAAAGGUUCUUCUUCUUAACCAGAAGUAGAGAUUUCUUCUUCUUCUUCUUCUUCUUCUCUUAAUUCUUCUUCUCUUCUGAUUUCUUCUUGCUUCAACUAGUUCUUCUUCUUCUUUACAAAGAGCUUGAUAUACCAGCUUUGCAAGGGUGUUGUUUUCUGCCACUGUCAUCGAAUUUUGCACAGAUGGAGGGUGGGUUUGCUGAAGAACUUUAUGAUGAAAGUUUACAACUGUCAAAAUUAAAACUAAGACCAACCAGUGCCGAGGAUCAAGAAAAUAAGUUAAACGAUUGUGAUGGUGAUGAUUUGAGCCUUGAUGGUUUUGAUGACAAGUUGGAUAACUCAUCAGAUUUGGACAGGGAGUGGCAGAGGAGGCAUGACCAAUUCCAUACGAUUGGGUAUCGAGAUGGUCUCAUAGCAGGGAAGGAAGCUUCUUCACAGGAGGGGUUCAAUAUUGGUUUUAAACAAUCAGUUCAUGCUGGUUAUAGCUGGGGUGUUGUAAGAGGUGUUGCCAGUGCUUUUGCUUAUCUUCCAGAUCAGUUAAAAGAGAGGUUGGUUGAAACAAUAGAAAAAAGAAACGAAUUCCAAGGUCUGCAUGAAUCAGUGCAUUCUUUGUCAACAACAGAUGCCCUUAGGUUGUUUAAUGAAGACAUCAAAGCAAAAGAAGCUUUGGAACAGAGUGAACUCGUAGAGGUAGAGGUUAGCCCCCAUACAGCACGUUUGCAGGAGCAAACUUCACAUGGCUCUCAGCUGAGAAAUUUUCGUGCACAACUUGAAUCUCUGAUUCGUGGUUCUCCUGCUAUUGACAUUCAUUUGCCUGAACGGAAAUAGGUGGUGAUCUACUUGUGUGUAAAACAGUUUAGCCUAAAACGAUAAGAGCUUCCCAGCUUCCUGUGGUAAAUAUCUUCCAUGUGCAUGAUUGCAAACAAAACAAAUGAUGUAAUUGAGUUUAACUAAACUAUUUUAGGUAAUGAGAACUAUUUAUAGUUUUAUUUGGUGUUACUUUACCUUUUUCUUGGCCUUAGUUGUAAUCGUAUGCUAGGCAAUUAAACAAAAUGGUAGGAGCAGAAUUUGUCUUGUUAGCUCUUUCUUUU
Messenger RNA from Gastrolobium bilobum, 1110 nucleotides. RefSeq lists its product as uncharacterized. The record is from RefSeq and is a predicted model, not a curated record. The transcript has 6 exons. Bases 203 to 847 code for a protein of 214 amino acids. NCBI's taxonomy places the organism in Eukaryota, Viridiplantae, Streptophyta, Magnoliopsida, Fabales, Fabaceae.